This is a messenger RNA of Letharia columbiana, 2892 nucleotides long. RefSeq lists its product as uncharacterized. Lineage: Eukaryota; Fungi; Ascomycota; Lecanoromycetes; Lecanorales; Parmeliaceae. The coding region runs from base 1 to 2892 and encodes 963 amino acids. The record is from RefSeq and is a predicted model, not a curated record. The transcript is spliced from 5 exons.
AUGGCUGCUCCUCAGCACUUGAAGCUGAGAGUAUCUGAGAACAACGGACUACCAUGGACUCAACAUCCUGAUUACGUCGAGGUAUGCCGUACCAUCAGCCGGUCUGGAGACCCAACAUCAUAUAGUCCACCGCAUCACCACGGAUCUUCGCUAACGGAUCGAACCCAAUUCUCCGUAGGACUUGCUGGAUUCAAUGUGAACAACCUGCCAGAGGUAUUCUACCACCUCUGGCCCAGCAAGGAGUGGUGGGACCAUGCGAAGAGCGCGAAGCCACCCCAGAAAAUCGACGCAAACGGCAACUUGAUGUUCGAACGAACGCCAAGGGACUGGGCACCUCGGCCGCUGCUGGACUUCCCAAUCUUAAAGAACCUUGAUACGAUAAGCUCAGAGGUCCCAGCAUGGUUCAUUGAACUGUUGAUGAGAAUGGAUGGGAGGCUCGACUGGAAGGACAUCCUGAUGAGGAUCAAAUACCCUGGAGGAAGACGUGAGGAUGAGAAGAUCUUCCGGAACACGCUCCAGCAGAGGAUGGGGAGAGCGCGGGAGAGGUUUUCAAUGGUCUCCUGGAGGGACACUGCUGGGAUUAGUAACGCUGUCCGGGACCGUGUUCUCAGUGGGCUUACCCCAGCUCAACUCGCUGCGAGGGGCGGACUUGGAACCACGAGAGGAAUCACUCCUGGCUCUAGAGAUAGCCAAGGAAGAGUGAUUCCAGUCCCUGGUAGGAGGGCUCGGGGAACUGCCAACGCUGGAACCACGGCCUCUCAAAUACAGCAGCCACAGGUUCAGACUGCACACGCGGGUCCUUUGAACGCACCUUUGCGACAAAAUUACCCAAACACAGAUGCAGGUUCCGCUACUGUCAUCUUGGCGCAAAACCAACCAUCGAGAUCCCAGGAUGGUUCCAGAAGCGACCAGCCAAACGUGCAGUCAAAUUCUGCUACCCAUCCCUCAGCAUCAUCUGUAUUCUUCCCAAAUCGCCGACGAAGCGCGGAUACAAAACCUACGAUGGUCGAUCCCCAAGAGUACCAUUCCUCGACGUCGUACGCCGCGCACACAUCUCCUCAACCCUACUCAUCUAGAGCCUCAAACGCUGGUCCUUCGUAUAAAGCGACUCUUCCGAUCAUGGGAGGUCGGAAGGCUUCCAAUGCUGCGGAAGGGGUGACCCAACACAAACAGCCAUCAGCAGCACAGGUGGCAGAUGAAUAUACGCAACAUGUUCCAAACAAUACGCCGUAUGCUGAAGCCACCGCCAACCAGUACUCUCAACAUCGCGAAAAACAUGCAGGUUCUUUGUCUGGCAAUUAUAUCCAGACAGUGACCUCCCACGUGGGAGCCUCAACAGGUCAGCAGAACAUCCGGCUAGUGCCCUACUCAUCCUCUAGUGAGGGGAGUGAUGGGGUCGAUGAGAAGGAUCGUGAUGAAGACGAAGAAGAUAAAGAGAACGACGAGGGUUAUGGGGAUGCUGAAGAUGACGUGGAAAUGCCCUUGGCCGAAGAAGACCCCAGGAUGAAAAAGUUGACAGCCAAUGAGCGCCGCGAACUGGAAAGAUACCUGGAGCAAGACCGUAUCCGAACGCAGAUGUGCUUGGAUGGGAGGAUGUCCUUGAUUGAGCUUAUGUCAGUCAUGCAAAGCAAUGAGGCUGAGCUCAAGUCGGGUCUAAAGAGAGCGAGAGGGGACAUCAGUGACGAUGAUGAAGUGGAGGAGAUGCAUAAUCGGAGAGCAAAGCGGACGAAGAGAGGAGUUGCUGCUGUAUCAGGCAAUCAACCGCUUUCGGAGACUCACCGACCUACCUAUAGCGGCUUUGACGAACCGCAACCUGGACCUUCGGGAGAAUACCAUCGCCAAGGCGCCUUGGCAAACACAUACCGUCGUCCUACUACUCGCCCUAUCGGAUCAGCCGUUCAGAGGCUACACAAUGAUCGCUUAAGACGUCCUGCUCCGAAGGCCACGCACAAAAAGACUACUCCUUACUACCCUCAGCCAGACAUGGUUACAGGUGAUGAGGAGUACAAUAUAUACAAUUUUCAGAUAGACUCUCAACAACCACAGCAGCCUUCUCAGCAACGUAAUGGCUUGGGCGAUGGGAUCUUUCAUUCUGAUGUUGAACAACCGCGACCCGGUCUUCAACCUUACCAGUCCCAGCAGGAAAUUGACAUGGGAAACGCAAACACUUACACGAACACUGGAGAGCUUCAACCUCGGCCCUCGUCACGUCGUCAGCGUCAGGCAGGUAGCGAGAGAUUCAGCUCAGUCCUGAACUCCACCGUUGAAGAAAUCUCAGGUGAUGCGCCAGCCCACGUCCCAGACAAUGCUCUGGAAGGCUACAACUCGCACGACUGUGGGGACCAGUCGAAUCCCGUGGAGUCAGCUCGCAUCGACGCGUAUACAGCGCCUCGGCGAGCCUAUCAGCAACCUACCGCGAGCACUGUCCGGGACGAUCCGUUCUUUAGCGACGAGUUGUUCAAUGGGAUGCUGGAUGGUCGGCCCGACGCUAAUCACGUCGGAAGCAUGUACACUCGCGCUCAGCAGCGAGAAAUCGACAACUACUACCAGCGACUGAUGGCACCACGUGCUGGGGUCGAGAACGAGAGCGGCACUCCAGAGGAUGUCAUGCCGCCGCCACCGCGAUUCAGAGAGGAAGAGCUCCAAACCGUCUUCGUGGCUGACUUACUGGACCCGCAUAGUCGACCUCAAGCAGCGCAGGCUCAUAUACCUUACAACGUUCCCGUUGAUCCCGUGCAAGGUGGUAACGCCCCGCCGGUUGCACAGACCCCGCCGGAUGAUAGUCUGGUCGUUGGCAAUAUUACAAGCUGGGAUCCCGCGUGGUCGGCAUUCGGCAAUGACCAUGACGCGGGGCCGCUCCUGCGAGGCCAUUAUCCGGAUGAGUACCCUUGA